Rhipicephalus sanguineus (brown dog tick) is the source of this 5325-nucleotide messenger RNA. RefSeq lists its product as uncharacterized. The coding region runs from base 1537 to 4248 and encodes 903 amino acids. NCBI's taxonomy places the organism in Eukaryota, Metazoa, Arthropoda, Arachnida, Ixodida, Ixodidae. The transcript has 4 exons. Gene Ontology annotation, molecular function: zinc ion binding; nucleic acid binding. The record is from RefSeq and is a predicted model, not a curated record. Gene Ontology annotation, biological process: DNA integration.
GUGAUUCGUUCUGCAGCGAAGCCCACCAGCAGGGAAAUCGUAACUGCCACAUACGUUAAAUGAUGAUUUGUCUUCUUUAAUUACAAAAAAAGGCGCCCACGCAGUCUUCAGUCACCGUAUGAGCACCCAAACGUCUAAUAAAUGCUUCUUAAAGGAAGGCACGAGGAUUGACUUGAUAAUGACAAGCCUGUCAGACGUAUUUAAACAUCCAGAUGGCGGUACCGUUUCCUGCAUUACUGUUUUGACCACUGAAAAAAAUGCAGAAACUCAUGAGGUCACAAUGGUGGUGUCCUACAAGCUCGGGAACGACUGGGAGGAAUUCGGCCACACAUAUGAAUUCAAGCAACCUCAGUCUGGGGCACAUUACGUCACAAUGAAUAAUACCCAACUGAAUGGUAGGAGCUGCAGCGAUUCCGCUCGCCAUAUGUCUCACAAACAUUACACGGUGUCGCAGCUUUACAAGUGUGAUAAUAUGUGGUGCGCGGAUGCAAAACGAAACCGAAAAUUGAAUAUGUAGUGUGCCGUGCGGUGGCGAAGUGGAUGUGAUGUGUAUGUGCCGUGCGGUGCCGACGAGGAAGACGACAGCUCGUGAGGCGCGGCCUCGAGGGUGGGUGGCCCGUGCCUUCGGCAGUGCGCGAGGUUGGUCGUUCGAGGCAGGACUACCUCGUUGGGCGUCUGGCCCAUAGGUACGACCCCGGCCACGUCGUGACACUCCCACCAAAGCUCAGCCUUCCGCUAGACGACCGGUCUAGGAGAGCUGACGCCGGGUGCCUGAACCUGCCCGUGCCCCGCUGGUCUUGGAGAGCUGACGCCGGGUUUGAACCUGCCGUUGACCCGCUGUUCCAGGAGGGCUGGCGUGGGCUUCCCAGGCGUACUGUUCGUGCUCAAGGGCACAACUCGCUGCCGCCGGAACCCGUGUGUCGUCGGCUCCGUCGCAGAACCGCUGGAGUUCGACGCGGCGACCCUGCGUCUUCCGACUUCGUCACGGCAGGUGACGGCGCCGCAACCACGUUGUCUUCGCCACUGAAAGGUGCCGACGGGAAAGCAACGACGGCCCAGGCGACUACCCCGACGACCGAACUGUAGGCCGGACGUUCUAUUUAUUCAUUUAGUUUAGUCCGCGUGCUUUUUGCUAGCAAUGUCUUAAUGAAUGUUUGUUGUCCAUGCGUGAAGGGUGCAAUAUAAGUGGGACGUGUGUUUGUGCACUGGCGUGCUGUUGUGAUUCUUUCUGGAGCGGUCCUGCCCAAAUAACAUCACAAAAUGGCGAGCCUGCCAGGAUCCGCUCGUUAAACCAGUGAAAGAACAGUUUCGUUCGAGACAGACACACGUUCAAACUGCACCAUGGACUUGGAAAAACUCGCAGCUAUAGGGCUCCAACUAGGGUUCUCGGGUGCAGAGCUUAACAAGUGGAUUGAGGCCCAACAAGCUAAGCUAAGGGAUGAGAGAGCUGCAGAACGAGAGGCCGCCAAAGAAGCUGACGAAAGGCAACGCGAAAUUCUGUAGCUAAAGCUCAAGCUUCAGGAAGGAGCUCAGAAUAUGCCCGUAGCAGCGAAUGACGCUUUGACUGCGCCCAGCAACUCCUCGCCUCUCAAUCCGCAGAAGUUACUGCCUUUAUUUGACGAGAAACGCGAUGAUUUGCACGCCUAUCUGCAGCGAUUCGAGCGCGUAGCCACAGGACAGGAUUGGCCGCAAGAAAAAUGGGGUCUCGCUGUAAGCAUGUGCCUAACGGGUGACGCGUUAACCGUGACAGGCCGAAUGACUGCCGCCGAUUCCCUUGACUAUCAGAAAGUAAAGAAAGCUCUACUGCAGAGAUUUCAGUUCACGGCUCAAGGCUACCAAGAGAAGUUUAGGAAAGCACGAGCAGCAGAUGGUGAAACUGGCAGACAGUUAGCAGCAAGAAUUGCCAGCUAUUUUGACCAUUGGAUAGACAUGGCAAACGUAUCGAAAACCUACGAAGGUCUAAGGGAUCACGUAAUCUCUGAGCAAUUCUUGCGUUGUUGCCAUCCAAAGCUGGUUGUUUUCUUGAAAGAGCGAGAGUGCAAGUCACUAGAUGAGCUCGCUAAUUUGACGGAUCGCUUCCUGGAGGCGCAGAAUUUGACUAAUCUAGGCAAAGGUCCUGAACCAGCGAAAGAAUCAGGUGGAAAGCCUACCGAAGCGUCGCGUAAACCGCAACUCAAGUGUAUCCUUUGCAAUCGUUUCGGACAUUUAGCUCCUGACUGCCGCAAUCCACCUAAGCAGAUGCUAAAGUGCAAGUUGUGCGGAAAAACGGGACACGUAACAGAAACCUGCCGAAACCAGCAUGGGGACCACAAACCGAGUUCGUCGUGCGCAUUUACUGAAUCCGAAUCUGCCCGGACUGCAGCUAGGAAAGCAUCCAAGCGUCCAGGAGGGAAGAUUCCUUGCGCAAGUCACCACGACGACGACAACUUGCAGGGUGCAGUACGUUUCCUGGUCGACGGGAUGCCAGUGGUCGGAGGUCUACUGCUAGGAAGAGAGGUUCGAGUACUACGCGAUACGGGAUGCAACACGGCAAUCGCCCGACGAGAGCUCGUUCCUGAUGUGUGGCUCACAGGCAAGAACAUCGGCGUCGUUCUCCUAGACGGGUCAACUAGCCAUCUCCCGGAAGCUGUUGUACAAGUCCACACACCGUACUUCACAGGGAUGCUGAAAGUGGCUUGUAUGGAUCGACCCCUAUAUGACCUUGUGCUGGGAAAUCUUCCAGGCGUCAGAGGACCGUACGACCCGGAUUCUGACUGGAAGCAGGCGGCUCGUACCCAGGUGGAUGAGUUACCGGCGCAAGCACACCCGACCAAGUCCCCUGUCACCUCAACCACUGUCUCUUCAAGCGUGGCAAAAGCCGAAGCCAAACAACAAGGCCAAGACAAGAUCAAGCCUUUGUACGUGUCAACAACUUUCUUACCUGACGUUACCAGAGCGCAACUCGUCGAGGAGCAGCGAAAGGACCCGACCCUAAAAGCUGUCUUUGCUAAAGUGAACAAAGAGUUCAAAUCGGGAAAGGGUCACAGUUAUGAGUUCAUUGAAGAUAAAGGAUUACUUUAUCGACGCUACCGCCUGGCCACUGGAAGAACCUUUAAACAGAUGGUCACUCCGAAAGUGUUCCGGGUCGGUAUACUGGACAUUGCUCAUGCAAGUAUCAUGGCAGGACACCAAGGCAUCAAAAGAACCACUGAUCGUGUCCUGGAAGAAUUUUAUUGGCCUGAUUUGAAUGGGGACGUCAAGCGCUUUGUCAAGUCUUGCGACAAGUGCCAGAGAACUACCCCUAAAGGAAAAGUUGGAGUCGCGCCACUAGGCAACAUGCCUCUUAUCCGGACACCUUUUGAAAGGGUCGCGGUUGAUGUAAUCGGCCCAUUUUCACCAAGAUCGGACCGUGGGAACCGAUACGUUUUGACACUCAUCGAUUUUGCUACUCGUUACCCCGACGCUGUAGCAUUGCCCGCAAUCGAUGCAGUUCACGUUGCGGAAGCACUCGUCGAGAUUUUCUCCCGCAUCGGCUUGCCAAAGGAAAUGGUAACCGACCAAGGGGCAAGUUUCACCUCAGAAUUAAUGAAAGAGGUUAGCAGGCUUCUCUCCGUGAAGAUGCUAAAGACGACCCCAUAUCAUGCGAUCGCGAACGGUCUCGUGGAGAAGUUCAAUGGCACCCUCAAGACAAUGCUAAAGAGAAUGUGCCAAGAGAGACCUCGAUCUUGGGACCGGUACCUUGCUCCACUGCUAUUUGCAUAUAGGGAAGCCCCACAGGCAAGCCUCGGGUUCUCUCCGUUUCAACUCAUUUACGGCCGCCACGUCCGAGGACCGCUAACCGUGCUGAGAGAACUGUGGACAAAUGAGGGGCUAGACGCAGAAACGCGGACGACUUACACCUAUGUCUUUGAUUUGCGCAAUCGCCUAGAGGAGACUUGCAAGAUAGCACAUGAACAGCUGGAGAAGGCUCGUGCGAAGCAAAAAACCUACUAUGACAAGAAAAGUCGCCCUAGAAAACUAUGCCCAGACAAUAAGGUUUUAAUUCUGCUGCCGACUGACUCCAACAAGCUGUUAAUGCAGUGGAAAGGGCCGUUCCAGGUCAUCGAACGGAUAAACGAUGUGGACUACGUCAUCGAUGUGUCUGGGAAAAACAAGAUUUUUCAUAUCAACAUGCUCAAAAAAUACGAAGAGCGCGAAUCUAUGGAACCGCAACAGGUCUCAGUUGUUGCAGAGAUCCACGAAAACUCUCCGAAGAAGAAGACGGAGUAAAACGAAUGCCAAUAUUGGGCUCGUAUCGCACGCAGUUUUGUGCGGAUACCAAGGGAUUACCAAACCUUACAGCUCAACAAGUUAAGAAUAUGCAGGCACUAUUUCAGGAGUACAUGCAGACAUUUUUCAUGACGUACCUGGGCAAACAGUGCGAAUUAGUUGGCUAAUAGUAGCGACACAGCCAAACCCGCUUGUACUGUAGUUGCCUAACUGCACUGUAUUGUUAAUGUGUCCAUGCGAACACUCAGGCCAACUUACCGUGCACUCAUAGUUCGCUUUGUUCCGCGCCUUUGUGCUAGAAUAGUUGUGAACAACUUUCUCGAAAAAGGGGGUGAUGUGAUAAUAUGUGGUGCGCGGAUGCAAAACGAAACCGAAAAUUGAAUAUGUAGUGUGCCGUGCGGUGGCGAAGUGGAUGUGAUGUGUAUGUGCCGUGCGGUGCCGACGAGGAAGACGACAGCUCGUGAGGCGCGGCCUCGAGGGUGGGUGGCCCGUGCCUUCGGCAGUGCGCGAGGUUGGUCGUUCGAGGCAGGACUACCUCGUUGGGCGUCUGGCCCAUAGGUACGACCCCGGCCACGUCGUGACACUCCCACCAAAGCUCAGCCUUCCGCUAGACGACCGGUCUAGGAGAGCUGACGCCGGGUGCCUGAACCUGCCCGUGCCCCGCUGGUCUUGGAGAGCUGACGCCGGGUUUGAACCUGCCGUUGACCCGCUGUUCCAGGAGGGCUGGCGUGGGCUUCCCAGGCGUACUGUUCGUGCUCAAGGGCACAACUCGCUGCCGCCGGAACCCGUGUGUCGUCGGCUCCGUCGCAGAACCGCUGGAGUUCGACGCGGCGACCCUGCGUCUUCCGACUUCGUCACGGCAGGUGACGGCGCCGCAACCACGUCGUCUUCGCCACUGAAAGGUGCCGACGGGAAAGCAACGACGGCCCAGGCGACUACCCCGACGACCGAACUGUAGGCCGGACGUUCUAUUUAUUCAUUUAGUUUAGUCCGCGUGCUUUUUGUUAGCAAUGUCUUAAUGAAUGUUUGUUGUCCAUGCGUGAAGGGUGCAAUAUAAGUGGGACGUGUGUUUGUGCA